AUGUUGUCUAAAAUUGUGCUUCGAGACCCCGACGAAGGGUGCUGGUAUGUCUAUGAGCAUCCGGUUCAGGUGGUCUCCACAACCUGUCUGGCAGACGUUGAAGCCACUUUGCAGGUGGUCGAGGACCUGGUUGACAAGCAGGGGUGGUAUGCCGCUGGCUUUGUGAGUUACGAGGCUGCUGCAGGGUUUGAUGCAAAGCUGGAAACGCAACAGCCGGAUUCGCUGCUGCCUCUGGUGUGUUUUGGUUUAUUUGCUGCGCGUGUUCCACUGCAGAGUUUGACCAGUGAAACAGAUUCGAGUGCAGACGCCGUCAGCAGUAUUCGGGAGGCGCCAAUAAACUGGCAGAUGGUAGAUACACCGGACAGCUACAAGACACGGGUAGAGUUGAUCAAACAACAUAUCGCUGCCGGCGAAACCUACCAGGUCAACCUCACCACCCAACUACAGGGUGAUGGGCAGGUGAACUUUGCCACUUUCUGCCGGAUAGCCCGUGAUGCACCCUACGGCGCCUAUAUCAGCGCUGCUAACUUUGACAUCGUUUCAGCAUCCCCUGAACUCUUUUUCCAGUGUGAUCGGGAUACGGUGACCUGCCUGCCGAUGAAAGGCACCGCACCUCGCGGGUUCAGUGCAAUGCAGGAUCAACGCCAGGCGCAGUGGCUGCAAAACUCGGUAAAAAACCAAGCCGAAAAUCUGAUGAUUACCGAUAUGGUGCGUAACGAUCUGGGGCGGGUUGCGCUGCCUGGCUCGGUUGUGACGUCAGAGCUGUUUGAUGUGAACGCUUUUUCAACAGUUUGGCAAAUGACGUCCACAGUCACCGCGCAAACGCCCCUCGGUGUGACCGAUCUGUUUCGCGUCCUGUUUCCGGGUGCCUCCAUAACCGGGGCGCCAAAGCGGGCCAGCAUGGCGUUUAUCCAACAAUAUGAAACAACUGCGAGGGCAGUGUAUACCGGCGCGAUCGGGAUGCUGGCGCCUGGUCGUAUUGCUCGAUUCAGUAUCGCUAUUCGCACCGCGUGGUCUGAUAAGAAGAACAAUAGAAGUUUUUAUGGUGCCGGUUGCGGUAUCGUUUGGGAUUCUGAUGCGGCUGCAGAAUUGCGGGAACUGCAACUGAAAACUCAAGUGCUUGCAACGCAGCGGCAGGAAUUUCGGUUGAUAGAAACCAUGCGCUGUACACCUGACGGUAUUUUUAUGCUGGACGGACAUCUUGCCCGUCUCCAGAACAGCGCUGAUUACUUCAGCUUUGUCUGCGAUCAGCAUGCAAUAAAAGCAGAGCUGGCAGCUCUGCGUGUAGAUCAUCCCGUGAAAGUGCGUUUGACGCUGGCUCGAGAUGGUCGCGUUGAUAUUGAAGUUACAGAAAUUCCCAGCAACCCCUCACCACAGCCAAUAAUGCUGACGCCGAAAGCUGUUGAUACCCAGCAACCCUGGCUCUAUCACAAAACAACCUGUCGUGAGGUUUAUGACGCGGCAAGCAGUCAGGUGCCAGAUGGGUGUGAAGCAGUGCUGGUCAACAGCGCGGGGUUUGUUACCGAAUCUGUUAUUGCAAACGUUGUUUAUCAGCUGGAAAUGUGGUUGAGCGCUCGCUUCAGAUUUCACACGUCGAUGAAGUUGAACGAUGGUUCCUUGUAA
Molecule: messenger RNA, 1623 nt
Organism: Symbiodinium pilosum
Lineage: Eukaryota; Dinophyceae; Suessiales; Symbiodiniaceae
Source: the annotation of a GenBank genome assembly